GGAGGAGGAUGAGCCGUGGGGACCGCCCCUCUCUCUCUCUCCCUCAGAUAUAAAUAGGAGAGGGAUUUUUUUCUGCCUCCACUCACUCCUCCUGAAGGAUGAUAUCCCUGACGCACCUCAGACAUCACUCCAGGAACAAUGUGGAGGAAGACGGCAACCGCUCGGUGCGAAACUACCCCAAGAUGACAGAGAGCCAGGUGGACGUUGGGACCCAGACGGAGCCGGUGGUGGUUCUAUCUCUGGCUCAGGCCGCUGUUCUCGGUCUCAUCUCACAGAAUGAAAUCUUCGGGGCCACCAUUGCCCCCAACGGAUUCUACACCGGGGAGCCCAGGGAGUCCCCUCCUCCCCCGCCCGAGGCUAUGGACUACGAGUACGCCGACCAGCUGAUCGGAGCCAACGGAGACUACCUGCCUGAACCGACCGGAGAUCCUCAGGAGCCUCAGGCCCACUGCAGCGAGAGCAGACGAGCCGCGCCUCCUCGGAGCAACAAAAGACCCAGGAGCGAUGAAGAACCAGAGACUCCUCAACAGAGGGCGACGUGUCACCAAGCUCAGGUGAAGGAUGAAAGGCUAGAGUCUGAUAUACCGUCAUCCUGCACUCACGAAAUCAACAGGCAAAGUCCCGCCGCGUCGGAGAACCCCGGCACAACCCAACGGGACGGGGCUCUGAAGGACGAGAAGACCUGUGUAGACUGUUCCUCGUGUGUGAGAGACACACAAACUGAUGGACAACCAGAACAGGAAGCAGAGGAGGAGAAGGACGCAGCAAGAGACAGCAAAGUCGGAAAGGUGGAGGUGCCACGAGAAGAAGAAGAAGUAGAAGAGGAGGAGGAGGAGGAGGCGUUGAACCUCACGACGGCUCGUGAGAACGGCAGUCCUCUGGAGAAUCGCUACUACGACUCCAAGGAGACGGCCUACGAGUCUGCGGAGAUGCCUCUGACGGGAGAGUACGAGGACAACGGUCAGGCCAUGCUGUGGUCGGACCCCGAAGGUCUCGCCAGGCGAAUGCAGAUAGACCGACUGGACAUCAACGUGCAGAUCGACGAGUCCUACUGCGUGGACGUGGGCGAGGGACUAAAACGCUGGAAGUGCCGCAUGUGCGACAAGUCGUACACCUCCAAAUACAACCUGGUGACUCAUAUUCUGGGUCACAGUGGAAUUAAGACCCACGAAUGUCUCCACUGUGGGAAGCUUUUCAAGCAGCCCAGCCACCUCCAGACGCACCUGCUCACCCACCAGGGGACACGGCCUCACAAGUGCACGGUUUGUGAGAAGGCCUUCACCCAGACCAGCCACCUUAAAAGACACAUGCUGCAGCACUCCGACGUGAAGCCCUACAGCUGUCGCUUCUGCAACCGCGGCUUCGCCUACCCCAGCGAGCUGAGGGCGCACGAGAACAAGCACGAGAACGGUCAGUGCCACGUCUGCACGCACUGCGGCCUGGAGUUCCCCACCUACGCCCACCUGAAACGCCACCUGACCAGCCACGAGGGCCCCACCACGUACCAGUGCACAGAGUGCCACAAGUCCUUCUCCUACCACAGCCAGCUGCAGAACCACCUGAUGAAGCACCAGAACGUCAGACCCUACGUUUGUCCAGAGUGCGGAAUGGAGUUUGUGCAGAUCCACCACCUGCGACAACACGCCCUGACUCACAAGGGAAUGAAAGAGUUCAAGUGCGACGUUUGCUCCAGAGCCUUCACGGUGUCUGCUAACCUGAAGAGACACAUGCUAAUCCACACCAGCGUCAGACCCUUCCAGUGUCACAUCUGCUUCAAGACCUUCGUCCAGAAACAGACCCUGAAGACCCACAUGAUCGUCCACCUGCCGGUCAAACCUUUCAAAUGCAAGGUUUGUGAAAAGUCCUUCAACAGGAUGUACAACCUGCUGGGUCACAUGCACCUGCACGCGGGCAGCAAACCCUUCAAGUGUCCUUACUGCAGCAGCAAGUUUAACCUGAAGGGAAACCUAAGCCGACACAUGAAGAUUAAACACGGCAUCAUGGACGUCUCCAUAGACGGACAAGAACCCGCCCCAGACCCUGAGAACCAGGAGGACUACGAGGAGGAGAGCUUUGAGCUCAGCGAGAGGGAGAACCGCGCUAACAACAACAACACACCGGACAUUGGCAAACUGUCGCAGAUGGAGUAUUACAGCCCCUACGUCAAGGCUGAGGCGCGCUUCAACACUCCGUGAAUGAUUAGAAUCUUUGAUUUCUGUCUUUCUUUGUUUGUUUGUUUGACUCCUCAAGGUGAUUUUUGUUGUUCUUCAGGAGCAAACAUGAAAAAAAAAACUGGGCCCAAAAAACUGCACAUUUAUUCAUAUGCACUGGAAUAAGUGGUUUAUCUACCAAA
This is a messenger RNA of Cynoglossus semilaevis (tongue sole), 2353 nucleotides long. It is a transcript of the gene znf710a, whose product is annotated as zinc finger protein 710a. Gene Ontology annotation, cellular component: nucleus. The coding region runs from base 99 to 2195 and encodes 698 amino acids. The record is from RefSeq and is a predicted model, not a curated record. Lineage: Eukaryota; Metazoa; Chordata; Actinopteri; Pleuronectiformes; Cynoglossidae. Gene Ontology annotation, biological process: regulation of transcription by RNA polymerase II. Gene Ontology annotation, molecular function: RNA polymerase II transcription regulatory region sequence-specific DNA binding; DNA-binding transcription factor activity, RNA polymerase II-specific. The transcript is spliced from 5 exons.